Molecule: messenger RNA, 339 nt
Organism: Cooperia oncophora
Lineage: Eukaryota; Metazoa; Nematoda; Chromadorea; Rhabditida; Trichostrongylidae
Source: the annotation of a GenBank genome assembly
AUGUUUGCAGAGAACCUGGAAGAUGCCACUGUGAUCGACUCACAAGCACCGCCUUCGGAUACCCGUAACUGUGAACCAGCAGCCGCCUCACAAUCGAAGAAAACGUCAAUCCUUCUAAACGCCGAUGAGAAGUCUCCUAUAAAUGAGGAUGAAAUCACGAAGGUGACAGAGCCUUCUAAAGUUGUUCUACCCGGCUCGAAGGAAGCGUUCAGUGGCAUCAUCAAAGAACGAAACGUGGAAGUUUUUACUGCGAGCGAUGUUCCUGCAGCCAUCACGCAACCGUCAACCUCUAAACCACAGUCUUUAUUCAGAAUGAAGAGAUUACAUAAUAAUAUGUGA